This is a messenger RNA of Helianthus annuus (common sunflower), 1814 nucleotides long. RefSeq lists its product as uncharacterized. Bases 867 to 1553 code for a protein of 228 amino acids. The transcript has 3 exons. The record is from RefSeq and is a predicted model, not a curated record. Lineage: Eukaryota; Viridiplantae; Streptophyta; Magnoliopsida; Asterales; Asteraceae.
GGGCAUAUACUAUUGGUUAUACUUCUGGCCCUGCCUUUUCAUUAACUUAUGUUUAUGUUUACAGUUUCUGCUUUAAAUGUUUUUUGAAUUAUGCAUGAUUGACAUGGUAGGUUAUCAACUUGGUUGUGACAAGGUUAACUAGUAGGUGGUUGGUGUUGGUUGUGGUGGUCAAGAUGAGGUUCGGCCGAAUUUGGAUACCACGUUUUUGCGAAGUCAAGACUGUGUUACUUGAAGAAGCUCAUAAGUCACGAUACUCGGUCCACCCCGGGGCUACAAAGAUGUAUCGGGACUUGAAGGCCAAUUAUUGGUGGCCGGGCAUGAAACGCGAUAUCGUCAAAUAUGUCGCAAAAUGCUUAACAUGCUCCCAAGUGAAAGCGGAACAUCAAAAGCCCUACGGAGAAUCACAACCUUUGAGGAUACCGGUAUGGAAAUGGGAGGAACUAACGAUGGAUUUAGUAACCAAACUUCCUAGGACGAAAAAGGGGCAUGAUACAAUAUGGGUAAUCGUAGACCGACUUAAGAAAAGCGCUCACUUUCUACCCAUCAAAGAAGCUUACUCUUCUGGGAAAAUGGCGGAAACUUACAUGAACGAGAUUAUAUCUCGACACGGGGUGCCUGUGUCAAUUGUUUCGGAUCGGGACACUAGAUUGACUUCUCGUUACUGGCAAAAGUUUCACGAGAGUGUGGGUACGAAAUUACACAUAAGUACCGCCUACCACCCUCAAACUGACGGCCAGUCAGAAAGAACCAUUCAAACACUUGUUGAUAUGCUAAGGGCGUGUGCCUUAGAUUUUGGGGGAAGUUGGGAUGACCAUUUACCACUAGUGGAAUUUUCUUAUAAUAAUAGUUAUCAUAGUGGUAUUUAAAUGGCACCUUACGAACUACUAUACGGGAGAAAAUGUAGAACUCCCGUAUGUUGGGGUGAAGUGGGGCAAAGGGAGCUCGCGCCAAGUGAUUUAAUAGCAGUAACAAAUGAAAAGAUUGAAGUGAUUAGAGCUCGAUUGAAAGCAGCCCAGGAUCGACAAAAAGCUUAUGCAGACAAGAGGAGGCGUCCUAUUGGAUUUCGGGUCAGAGAUUAUGUUCUAUUGAAAGUAUCACCAUGGAAGGGCAUAAUCUGUUUUCGCAAACAUGGUAAGUUAGGUCCUCAUUACAUCGGACCGUUUAAAAUCUUAGAUAGAGUUGGAAAAGUUGCAUAUCGAUUAGAAUUACCGCCUACUCUGGACGGAAUUCACAGUACCUUCCACGUAUCGCAAUUGAGAAAGUGUCUUGCGGAUGAAACAACAUUAGUACCUCUCGAUGAUAUCGAGUUAGACGAGGGGUUAAAUUAUGUCGCGAGGCCAAUAGCCAUUAAAGACGCAAAAGUAAAGAACCUUCGUAACAAAGCCGUUAAACAAGUGUUAGUGCAAUGGCAGCACCGAAAGGGGUCGGAACUUACGUGGGAAUCAGAAGAUGAAAUGCGAAGAUACUACCCUUUCCUCUUUGGCGUGAAGGAAGAAGGUUCAAAUUCCAAGAAAACGGAAGGAUCACAAGACCGAGGUAAAUCCUCGGCUUAGGCGAUUGGACAGCUUGGAACGUGCACACUUGAUUCAUGCCCGCCUUACGCUUCCGUCACAAGUUGUUUUGAUAAGGGUUAAACUUUUGGUCGUAUGUAUUUAAUCUUAUGUAGUAUGUUGAUGUCCGUGUCGUUGUGUCAAACCUAGUAGUUGUAGUCUUGUUACAUAUAAUGUUAAUUUUCGUCCGUCUUUGGAUUUUGUCAAAAAUGUUUGUUGUUGAAGUUUGUUUGUGUAAAACAGGAAAUAGUGGUUUAAAACGAA